Molecule: messenger RNA, 2083 nt
Organism: Fragaria vesca subsp. vesca
Lineage: Eukaryota; Viridiplantae; Streptophyta; Magnoliopsida; Rosales; Rosaceae
Exons: 5
Coding region: 707-1315 (202 amino acids)
Source: RefSeq, a predicted model, not a curated record
UAAAUUCAAUUCGUUUUUUAAAAAAUUUAUUAAAAAAAAAAAGAAAAAAAAAAAAGAAAGCAACAACCCAUCGUAUAAAAACCGUCCAUGCCAGGAUCGAAGUUGUUACAAUUCCAAUCCUCACUGCAUGUAUCUCGCUUUACACACACUCACUCUCACACAAUACAUCAUCACAUUCCUUCACUCUCUCCCUUUUGUGGGUUUCUGUACCCUCUUCUUCUUCUCCUUCUUCUUCUCUCCUCCACUCUUCAACAAAACCAGAAACAGAGUGUAACCUACCCUUUUAGAAGCACCAGUUGUGUUUCACUUUCUCCUUCGGCUGUCUUCUGCUACAGGAUUUGGUUGAAGAAUGAGAGAACAAGAAGAGAAACUUGUCACAAUACCAGGUGUGUAGACUGUAGAAAAGAAAAUAUCUAUUUUCUUUUUUUUUUUAACCAAUCGAGGGGAGGAUCAGAAAGAAAGUCUUGUAUGGGCAUCAAGUCAGUUCCUUUCUAAACUAUCACGGGGUUUGUUUCAUUUGCCAUUUGUUUAUUCAACUUAAAUCUUUCAUUUUUGACUUACUUGGGUUACGUUUUCCUUUUAGUUCUUCCUCUCUGAUUUUCCCUGGAGCCAAUUAGUGUUGUCUCUUUUUAAAAGAGGCUCGUCUUUUCUUCAUCACCUUCAUCUCUCUGUUCUUUUUUCCUCUGAGCUUCAUAAACUGACAGAAAUGGCGGAAACUCCCAAGUUGGAUUUGGGUUCCAUUGAUGAGGUUUAUGGAUUAGAAGAGAAAAUGGGCACCCAGAAAAUCUCGGUUUCGGAUCAUAUAAAUGGAUUUCACUACACAGCCGAUAAAUCUGAUAGCUUUGUGAUUGACAUGGAGAGUUUCAACCAUGCCAUCACAGAUAAAGAUGUAACUGCAAAUUCUAGAACCUCGUUGCAGAGAAAUCUUUCACGGAAAGGGUCUCAGAGAGUUGGAGAGAAGAAGAUAAGCACUAAUGGAAAUUCAAAUGAUAGAGAUGUUUCAGCUUCAGCUGUAACUUCACCUACAGGGCCUCUUACCCCCAAAAAGCCGACGGUGGUUGCAGGGACCGCAGAUCACCCGGGCAGCCCGCAAGUCCACCAUCAGAUAACCGUCACAGCGGCCAACAUUGGCACCACCGCCGAUGGCAGAUGCGUUGUUAGGAGAAAUAGUUUCCGGCGUUCUUCAUCGUGGGCCGUUGAUCCCAAGAGGGUUCUCUUCUUCUUUGCUACAUUGUCAAGCAUUGGUACAAUCUUACUGAUAUAUUUCACACUUGCAAUUGGCAAGUACAAUCUAGAGGAAAAUAGUCUUGAUUGAUAGCAAUGACAUAAGGUUGAAGCAGGUGUAAGCUUAGUAGUGGAAUUGAAGACAGAAAACAAUUCAACAUGGAAGAGUAACUAGUGGAGAAAAGUUGGCAGUUUUUUUAUGAGAGAUUGGGGACAAAAAUACAGAGCAGAAAAGACUAUUUCAGUUGCAAGUAUGGACAAAGCUAACAACAUUUCCAUCAUGGUGUGUCGUGUUCAGAGAGCAAAUCCCAAAGCCAAUUUGUGCAGCAGGAAUCUACCUUUUUUAUAGAAAUUUUAGAAGUGAAGACAAGGACACACUCCAAUUUGACAGAGAAGGAAUCUUCUUCCUCCUUUUUAUUUAUGUAGAUGGAUGAGCUCAGAACACAUGAUGUGUUCUUGUGUAACAUAUUAGUUUUCUCUGCACAGCUUAGUGAAGGUUUGUAAAGUUGGCCUUUUUGCUCUCACUCCUCUUUUACAUUCCCAUACCUUCUUCUAUUUGUUUGCCCCUCUGGCAAAUCCAACUUCUUUAACUGACUGGCCCUUUUUGUUGUGUGUGGCAUUGUGGCUUCCAUGUGUGACUGAAAUUGGAAGAAAUAAUAAUAAUGUUGUGGUGUGGACGAAGAAGCAUGCGCACUUGGGAAGCUUUUUCUUUAAGAAGUAUUUGGCAGACCAGGAGUGCAAUGGUGGAACUAGGUCUGCCCUGGUUGUUUCUGGAACCCUCUUUGCCUGGCUUUUAGAAAACAACAUUCCAUUCCAUCAUAUAUGCAACAUUAAAAGAAAGAUAAGAUGAUUCAUCCCC